This is a messenger RNA of Zingiber officinale, 1352 nucleotides long. RefSeq lists its product as uncharacterized. The transcript has 7 exons. The record is from RefSeq and is a predicted model, not a curated record. Bases 197 to 1090 code for a protein of 297 amino acids. NCBI's taxonomy places the organism in Eukaryota, Viridiplantae, Streptophyta, Magnoliopsida, Zingiberales, Zingiberaceae.
UUGGGUUUGAACUGAUUGGCGAUGGACCUCACUUGUCUUCGUGCCUGUAGUUUGCUUCGGUAGCCUUAUCUGUCUCUGGAAUCCGGCCUCUUUUUCCCGUGCAGGUACGAUCCCGCCCCUGCUCGAUGUGUUCCAUGGAGUUGAAUGACUGUGAGGAGAUGGUGAAAGUGCUGGGCGCGUGUCUCUCUCAAAUCAGAUGGCGACUGAGGUCCUCGACAAGGCGUCGCCUCGAGACGGGUUACUUUUCUCCUCCAUAUUCCUGUUUCGUUCUUACUGUUCUGAUGGAAUCAGGGGCUCUAACCGGAGCUGGUUUAUGGAUAUUCUAGCACUAUGCACUAGACUGAGACCUGCUGUGUUAGUGGACUAUGGUGGAAUUAUGCCUAAGCUUCAAGAGAAUUUAUCCUCACUCUUACUCCUUGCCAAGAAGCAAUCAAGUACAUUACAUCAUUUGAGGGUAAUGAUCUUAGACGACAUGGUUUACAUUGUUAAUGUUGAAGAACUUGCUGAGCAUGUAUUUCUAAGUCUCAGUUCAGGGCAGAAGCUAAUUCUUGUAGAUCUCGAGCAAUGGCCACUGAAGAUUCUGUCACCUACAGAAGCAAAUGAUAUUGCGUCACAGCUCUUCUCUAUUCAGAAGCUAUUUUCAACAGUUUUUCGUGUUGGAGUCGACAAAGAAUCAUGUAUCAAGGAGAAGCAUUCUGCUAUACAAAUUGCUGAUCCUAUUGAUCUUAGCAGCUUUUUACAUGAUGCAAGAAUCACUCUACCCUCUCUAAAUGGGUGGCUUCUUGGUUAUCCUAUCACAUACUUAUUCAGCAAGGAAUAUGCUGAAAAAGCUACUCUGCAUCUUUCCACCAAGUCUCUUCGUAUAUUCAAAAUUAUGGUUAGCAGGCAACAAGCAUCGGGUUCUCAACUCUAUGAAACUGAACUGAUGAGUUUCACAGUGCCCUGUGAUAUGAGCCAGAGACUAGAUAAAGAACCAUGGAUUGCUGCAUUUCUCAGUCGGAUAUCAGAGAAACUCAAAAGAUACAAGCAGAUUUGGGCAUCCAUGCAGUUGGAGAUGGAGGUCACCAGUGAUCAAUUGGUAGUUUUAUAAAUUGAUCACAAACACCAUGCUGAAGAAGGAAGAAUCUGUUUUUUUUGCAUUGCUUGCAAGGCAGUCGGUUAGACGGGAAAGGGAGUUGCAGAUGGCCAUAAUCACUUCACUCUUAUAUUUAUAUUUAAGAGAUAUCGUAAGGUAAUUGUCUUAUGAUAUAUAUAAUAUUGUAAAUGACAAUAGAUGGUGACAGGGGCAAUAGUGACCAUCUAUCGCCUAAGUUUCAUCCAAUACAAUACAAUUUAUAUAAGGUGCAAAUAAA